Messenger RNA from Lactuca saligna, 2446 nucleotides. The record is from the annotation of a GenBank genome assembly. Lineage: Eukaryota; Viridiplantae; Streptophyta; Magnoliopsida; Asterales; Asteraceae.
CCCGCUAACAAACAGAAAAGAAUGCACUCAUCCGAAUAUACGGUCGAUCAACGUCGAGACCCGUGACUCACGGGUUGACACAGUGAUAAUAGUCGUCAUAACCGAUAAGCACCGUUGAACCAAAAGGAUAUACAUAUAACAUAUAUAGCUCACCUACACAACCAGAAGGAACCUUCCCCAAAUUAACUACCAGUUAGCUGAUUCCCAUUCAAUCCAUUCGUAUUUUGUUUAUUUUAUCAAUCCUUUUCCACCUACAAACAAACCCUUGUUAUAUCCCUUUCACUUUCACUUUCACUUUCACUUUCGCUCGAAUCUUUUCUUCAUUCAGUCCCUCACCGAUUCUUGAAGAGGCUAUCCACAAUUCUCUUAGAAAUCAAAACCCGUGAAGACUGAAUUGAGUUCAUGGGUGGCAAAAGUUCAAAGAGAUCUGUUUCAGGUCGUUAUGCAUCAUACGGCUCGACCUCAAAUUCAUGGGCCUAUCCGCAACCAUCGUAUCCUCAACCUCCAGUGAGCCAACCGUAUGCUUCACCUUCUCCAUAUCAAAGCUAUCCAAAUCAACCUCCCGCAGUUAAGAAGAGACUCGAGAGAAAAUAUUCAAGAAUCGAUGAUAACUACAACAACUUAGAACAGGUUACAGAUGCCCUGGCGCGUGCGGGUUUGGAAUCAUCAAAUUUGAUUGUCGGUGUAGAUUUCACCAAAAGCAACGAAUGGACAGGUGCAAGAUCGUUUCAUAGAAGAUGCUUGCAUCACAUUGGAAACGAAAUGAACCCUUAUGAAGAAGCGAUUUCGAUAAUUGGAAGGACAUUAGCUUCCUUCGAUGAGGAUAAUUUAAUUCCUUGUUUUGGAUUUGGAGAUGCUUCAACGCAUGAUCAAGAAGUCUUUAGUUUCCUUCCGGAUGACAAAUUUUGUGAUGGAUUUGAAGAGGUUUUAAGAAGAUACAGAGAAUUAGUACCUCAACUUCGACUUGCAGGACCUACCUCAUUUGCACCUAUUAUUGAAAUGGCUAUUACUAUUGUUGAGCAAAGUGGUGGUCAAUAUCAUGUCUUAUUAAUAAUAGCCGAUGGGCAGGUCACGAGAAGCGUUGACACGGAACGCGGUCAACUAAGUCAACAGGAGAGGAAAACCGUGGAAGCAAUUGUGAAAGCUAGUGAGUACCCGUUGUCGAUAAUUCUAGUUGGAGUUGGAGAUGGACCCUGGGACAUGAUGAGGGAAUUUGACGAUAAUAUCCCUGCCCGAUCGUUUGACAAUUUUCAGUUUGUGAAUUUUACAGAAAUAAUGUCGAAGAAUAUCGAUCGGUCUAGGAAGGAAGCAGAGUUUGCUCUUGCAGCCUUGAUGGAAAUACCCGCACAGUACAAGGCGACAUUAGAGCUCAACAUUUUAGGUGGUCGUAGAGGAAAAGCCAUAGAUCGGAUAGCUCUUCCUCCACCUUGUUAUGGUUCGGUGUCUUCACGUGCAUCAUCAAAGCCAUCGGGACCCACUACCUUCCAACCCUCUUCACACUCGUUUCAAGCAAAGUCAACACCGGUCAACAAAAGUUAUGCUGGAGGUUCCUCUUCUGAUAACCAACUUUGCCCGAUUUGCAUAAGCAACCCGAAAGAUAUGGCUUUCGGCUGUGGACACCAGACGUGUUGUGAAUGUGGGAAAGAUCUUCUGUUGUGCCCUAUAUGUCGGGAUCAAAUAGACACAAGGAUUAAGCUUUACUAAGUGGAAUAUGAGCUUGUUUUGAGUGCUAUAUGUUAUUUAGUUUGUACAUAAUCUUAUUCUUUGUAACUGGUUUUGGGAUAAAGUUGUGUGAACCGGAAUAACCCAUUUUGUAACCGGUCUAAUUGGAUUUUUCCUAGUUCAGUUUGUAACCGGUUUCAAUUGUGGAUCGGAUCUGGAUACAAAUCGGGUGAAUGGUUUUGUUGUGCAUCUCUAAUUGGAAGAAAAAUACAUUUGAUAAUAGUUGAUAAUUUCUAUUAUCACGAAAAUAGAAAUUGGUUUUAAUAACUAGAAUAAAAGAAUUCACGAAAUUUGAUUGAAAAGAAUUUCAUGGAUUUAUGACAGGCAUGAAUAGAUAAUUACCACCAAAUAAAUGAUUCAAGUAAACCUGAUGAUUACUCUUCAACUUCUUCAAAGCUUUCUCCCAUGAAACUUUAAGAGUACUGAAACCCCUAGCUUUCAUCCCCAUCUUCCUCCUCCUAAACACUUUUCUUAAACCUGAAACCUGAACCCCAACCCGCUUCUUGACCAUCAAUCUCCGCCACAGCCGCCACCUGCUCCACCGCCGGUGUUGGUUAUGGUGGCCUUCUGCAUUUUUCAGUCUCAGGUAAUGAAACCUCCAUAGAGAAACCAACUCAUGGUCAUCCAUGAUUGAAUUGCAAGCAAAUAAACGUAUAUAUAGAGAGAGAUUCAUGAAGUUAGUUUUAUUAGGGUUUUAUGAUGAACCGAUAACGUUAAUUAGUAG